CCGGAUGAAUCAUCUUCAAAAGAAUAGACGAUCUUUGUCAGUGGAGGUGACCGCCGUGACCUAGCAACCAGCUACAACAAACUACAAAGAGCACAGCGCCGACAUUAACGUCAGCGAGCUAACCAGCUUUGUGUAUAAGGAAAACCAACCAGACGGAACACUUUUCUUUUUUAGUGUAAAAAAAAAAAUGGUGAAACAGACGAUACAGAUAUUUGGUCGCGUUAAACCCACUAAAAAAACUACGGUGGUGUACUCUGUGGACAAUGAGGAGCAGACAGGUGCUUCACUAGAGUUUGUGGUGCCCAGGGACCUGGCUGAUGGCUUUGUUAACAACAAGAGGGAGUGCUACAAGUUCAGGUUCCAAAAGGUGUUUGAUCAUGCAGUCAAACAAGAAGAGAUAUUUGAAAACAUUGCCAAACCAGUUGCAGACAGUGUAUUGGCUGGCUAUAAUGGCACCAUAUUUGCCUAUGGCCAGACGGGCAGUGGGAAGACCUUUACCAUCACAGGAGGGGCUGAGCGCUACAGUGAUCGUGGCAUUAUUCCCCGCACCCUUUCCUACCUGUUUGAACGCUUCAGCCAGGACAGCAGUAUGGUUUAUUCCACACACAUCUCCUACCUGGAAAUCUACAACGAGAUGGGAUAUGACCUUCUGGAUUCCCGUCAUGAAGCAUCUCGACUGGAAGACCUACCAAAAGUAAUGAUCAUGGAGGAUCCAGACCAGAACAUCCAUCUCAGGAACCUGUCACUGCAGCCGUCAGCAAAUGAGGAGGAGGCUCUGAAUCUGCUCUUCCUGGGUGACACCAAUCGUAUGAUUGCAGAAACUCCAAUGAAUCAGGCAUCCACACGUUCCCACUGUAUUUUCACUGUGCACUUGUGCAGGCGUGAGCCUGGCUCGGCCACCCUGCGGCGCUCCAAGCUCCACCUGGUGGACCUGGCUGGAUCAGAUCGAGUUAGCAAGACUGGCCUGAAUGGGCAGCUGCUCACUGAGGCCAAGUACAUCAACCUCUCCCUCCACUACUUGGAGCAGGUGAUCAUAGCUUUGUCAGAGAAGAACCGCUCACAUAUUCCUUACAGGAACUCAAUGUUGACCUCUGUGCUGAGGGACAGCCUUGGGGGCAACUGCAUGACUACUAUGAUUGCCACUAUGGCAGUGGACAAGAGGAACCUUGAUGAGUCCAUCUCUACGUGCCGCUUUGCUCAGCGCGUGGCUCUCAUCAAGAACGAGGCGAUAUUGAAUGAAGAACUGGAUCCUGCCCUGAUAAUAGCGCGUUUGAAGAGGGAUAUCCAGUCCCUGAAGGAAGAGCUGGCCAUGGUGACAGGGGAACAGAGGGAUGACAAGCUAACUGUGGAGGAGAUCCAGAAGUUGGAAGAGUUAGUCAAGGCCUUUCUGGAUGAUCCUGAUCCAGAUGUGACACUGUCAUUGGGACCAGACAUGAGAAAAAUCCAGUACUGUUUCUCCCUGCUGAAGGUAAUGAUCAUGGACAAGCAAGGUGGAGGAAAGAGGCACAGGGAUGGGCAAGAGUCACCAGUGAGGGAAGAAGUAAUUCAAGACAGCCACCACACUGCAGCAGAAGUGACCAGAUUAAAGGAGAUGCUGACGCAACGUGAUAAUGAGAACAGUAUCCUAAUUAAGAUGUUGAAGAAGGAGAAAAAAAGGGCCCAGGAUGCUGUUGCUCAUCUUACUAACAUCACCAAUGUCCAGAGCCCGGCCUCCCAGAGUGCCUUGAGGUUGUCCACAAUGCCACUGUUGAGGGAUGGAAGCACAGACACCAUCUCUGAAGACCAUGGAGGACAAGCAAGACAGUACAUGAAAAUAGGUCCACAGCUGUCUAUGGGAAAGCAAGAGGCCUUUGAGACCUUCAUCAGGGACCAUGGGGACCAUCUGAUCAUUGAAGAAAACAAGAACCUCCUCAAACAGAGGUCAGCUGAGGCCAGAGGACUUGGGGAACAACUGAAUGAAGCCAGAAACAGAAUCAAUGAGUUGAAGAAGCAGUUAGAGAUGCAGAGGAGGCAGAGGGCAGCUCAUGGUGUUAUGUGGAAUCACACAGAGGUUGAGGAGGAGGUCGAUCCGGUGGAAGAAAACCUGUGCAAACACAUUAAGCAAGAAAAAGAGUUUUACAAGAGCACCAUUGCCCGUCUAAAAGCGUUGAGGACAGAGAUUGAGCACCUGCAGCUGUUGUUGGAGCGGGCAAAGGUCAAGCUCCAGAAGGACUUCCAUAAGUGGUGGAGCCAGGAGGCUUCCCGUGUGCAGGAAUCUGAGUCAGAGACCAGAGCCAGACGCCACACAGGGUCACCAAGUGGAACCUUGCAGCCGUCUUCACCUGGUGCUCCGGGAUUUGGUGCACCUGCUCUGAGCAGUACUGUGAGAGACUCUCCAGCAGGCCCAGACCUGGAUCUCAGAAGCUUCGUCCCCAAGAGCGUACCUCCCUUGACAGCUGUCCCAGCAUGGCAUGAUAAGCCUUUGGAUGGGAGGAUGACUGACUUCACUCCUUCACCUGAGUGGAGGGCCCUUUCCACCACCAAGCUCUCAUCCUCUAUAACCCUGACUGGAGACCAACAGGCCGAUGCUGACAUCCUGGCCUUUGUCAGAGCCAGGCAAAACCUCCUCAACAGGACAGGCCCACCUCAGUAAUAACAUGAAGUUCUGAUGAAGGCCUGAAGUUAUCGUCACGUGACUGCUUCAUCUGUCAGAUGAUAGAAUGAUCUUAAAAAUGUAUGAGUAUCAAUGAGUAUUGAUGGACGGACAAUGAAGAUGUGAGAAAUUAUCUCAACUGGGUCGAGACAUACUAGAUCUCUCAUAAAAAGACCCCUCUGACAAACACAAGCCACACAUCCUGUCUGAUUUUUACAUGCAUACACACACUUGUUGACCUUCUGGAGAUUAUGCCAGCGAUAUAAUGGGCAGCAGUAUAAAUCACAGCCUGUGCCGGCCAUUUGAUCUGAACAAAUGUUGUCUCAAGAUAUCAGAGGAAGGAGCGGAAAAUAGGAAAGCAGUUGGCUCCAGCAUGUGUUUAAAGAAGUAAUGAAUCAUGACUUUUUAAAUGGUCACAGGAAGUUCCGACCUGCAGAAUGAGACGUGCAUUUCAUAUUUCUGUCUGGUUUCAUUUUAUUAUAAGUGUAACAAAUUUUGUGUAAAAUGUUGUACAUAGAGGUGUGUAAUGUAUGUGCAGUAGUGUACCUGUUUAUUUCUGAUAUACUGUAAAGAAAAGAGUAAUAUUGUUUUUUAAAAUCUGCACAAAAUUUUGAAUCAAAAAUAAAGCUACAUAAUGACAAAGUG
Messenger RNA from Siniperca chuatsi (mandarin fish), 3277 nucleotides. RefSeq names its product kinesin family member 6 (gene kif6). The record is from RefSeq and is a predicted model, not a curated record. Gene Ontology annotation, molecular function: ATP binding; microtubule motor activity; microtubule binding. Gene Ontology annotation, biological process: mitotic spindle organization; microtubule-based movement. The transcript is spliced from 23 exons. The coding region runs from base 188 to 2632 and encodes 814 amino acids. Lineage: Eukaryota; Metazoa; Chordata; Actinopteri; Centrarchiformes; Sinipercidae.